CACUGCCUCCACAACCUGCCCCCUGGGCCUCCAGGAGCGCUAUGCCAGAGACGGGUUGCCACAAGUUGUAAUAAGAAAAGAGGAAGAAGAACAAGAAGAACAACAACUACAACAACCAUCCAUCCAUCCAUCCAUUAAUCCUUACCUGUCAGAGCUGACACACAUUUCCCGUAUCGGCCAGUUGCCUCUACCAUCUGACUCAUCAAGCAAUGCUAUCACUCUGCCUAACCUUUUACAGUGGAUACUGGAUAGUAAAUUAAAUAAAUCUUUGGUUGAUUGAAGAAUAAUGGCCAACCAGAAGGCGGUGUAAUACCUCAGUGUGAGAAUGCUUAGUCGAACCGAACACAGAGGCGUAUGCAGUCUGCUGUCAUCAGUGAUGUCCGGAACAGAGGCACAUGCAGACAGACAGGAGGACUAUCGGUUCCUCCACAGCAUGUUGAUGGAGAAGAAACUACAUCUUCUCUUCAAGAUCCACGAGCGUCUGAAACGCUUCGAGAAGCGUGGUCCUAUCCCAGCCCGUGACCAGGCCUCCACGCUGGUGCCCAACCUUGUAGAUGAGUUGUCAAAUUACUCCACAGUCCAGGGGGAGGAGCUACUGUCCCUUCUCUGUGAGCCUCACUUCAAGAGCCUCCUGUGGGUGCACGAUGCUGUGGCCCAGCAUCAGUUUGAACCCCAACUGCCACCGCUACCCGAGAACAUUCUGGAAGAGAGCGACGACUCGGUCAAGAUCGUCAGUCUGGUGAAGAGUGCAGAGCCACUGGGAGCCACCAUCAGGCGGGACUGCUCCACCGGGGCCAUCCUCGUGGCCAGGAUCCUGAAGGGCGGCGCGGCGGACAAGAGCGGGCUAAUCCACCAAGGAGACGAGCUGAGAGAGGUGAACGGAGUCUCGCUGGAUCACAAGACGCCACAGGAGAUCCUCCCUCUCCUUGCGAGUUCUCAGCGGGAGGUAAAACUCAAAGUGAUUCCUGCUGACGUCCACACCGAGCAGGCGGCCAAUAGGAAGCAUGAGUUGUUUGUGAGGGCUCUGCUGGACUACGACCCAGAGAAGGACCCGUGCGUCCCGUGUAGAGAGGUGGCGCUGACCUUCAGGAGGGGCGACGUCCUGCAGGUGCUCAGCAAGGAGGACGACACCUGGUGGCAGGCCCGUCACCACGGAGACCACGACUCCUGGGCGGGGCUUAUUCCCUCAGAACAGCUCCACCAAAGGAGGCUGGCGUUGCAGCAGCCCCAGGCCCUGUUCCCGUCCGGGUGCCUCCAGCCUCCAGAAGACGACGAAGUUAAAGAGGAUGUGGACUAUGGGGCGAUAUCAGGAGUCCGUGUUGCCGGUCAGAGGAGGAGCUUCAGGCUGGGCCGGAGGGGCGGUCACGGGACAGACCCCAGGAGGAGGAGGGCCGCUGGGCUGGAGGGCCUCACCCGGGCCCCCGCCUACCUGGAGGUGGUCCCCUACCGCAGGGGCCCCAAUGACCGGCCGCGCCUGGUCCUACUAGUGGGGCCCCCGGGGGUCGGUGUGAGCGAGCUCCAGCGAAGGCUGCUGGUUUCUGACCCCGAGCAGUACGGUGUCACCGUACCAUAUACAUCACGGAUGACAAGAAUAAAAGAACAAAAUGGAGUGGACUACUACUUUGUCUCACAGCGCCAGUUUGAAGAAGACAUCCUGAACCAUAGGUUCAUAGAGUAUGGGAUGUACCGGGGCCAUUAUUAUGGGACCAGUCUGGACUCUGUGGCUGAAGUGAUGGCCGAGGGGAAGAUGUGCCUGGUCAAUCUACACCCGGCUGCCAUAAAGAGUGUGUACACGUCCGAGUUCCGACCGUACGUGGUGUUUGUGAGGCCGCCGCGGCUGGAGGAGCUGCGCUUCACCCGGAGGAGAGCCAAGUUUAUCUGCCCACCCGAGGAGGGCUCAGGGCAGGCCAGAACCUUCUCAGAAGAAGACUUUGAGGACAUGAUCGUCUCGGCCGAAGACAUGGAAACCGAACAUAGUCACAUGUUCGACAAGGUGGUUGUCAACGGCGACCUGACCACGGCGUUCAGGGAGCUGCGGGCGGCCCUGGAGCAGGCGUCGGGGCCGAACCUCCAGUGGCUCCCUGCGGAGUGGGGCCCUGCGGAGUGGGUACAGGGCUCGCCCGCUGAAGCCAGGGGGUCACAGGACCACGUGGCAGGCUGGAGGUAGAGCUCUGGGCUCUGCCUGGCUGGCAUAUGCAGGGGUACAAAUGCAACAGCUCCCUUAGCAGCGCAGUAAUGUGGGGAAAUGUGUCCUUAGUCUAGUAGGCUGCUUACUGAGGCUUUACCCUAAACAGGAGCAGAUAUUGUGCUUACCGUUGUGCUUACGGUAAUGUUGAGACAUGUGUGCAUAUUAGAACUUUAAAUGUAAACAAAAUAUUGAGUUCUAUAAUAGUUUCCCUUGUUUGCUGUGUGCAUUCAGGGCAGAGGUCCUUUCUAUGCAUACUAUGUGCUUAAUGACCCAAACAGAAACUCUCCCUCCCUCCCUCACAUCUGUCUGAGAGUCACAUUUUUUGCAUUAUUUGUCUGGAACGUUGUCGGCACCAAGGGACUGGGGAUUAAAAAAAGUAGUAGAAAAUCAUACAAUGUAAAAAAAUAAAAAGGGGGAAAAAGGAAAAAGGAAAAGCCCCAGUCACUGGUGUCCACAGACAGCCGUCUCCUGCCAAGUUAAAAACAUCAGCAUUUAAUUAUUCUGACAGUUGCUGCACUUCAAUUAACUGUAAUGCACACCAGAGAAACAUUAUUAGUGCCUGGCAGCCAGAAAGAGUCGACUAACAGUGAAUUAGUCGACUCUUAUACAAAAACAUAACGGCAGGAGCGACAUUAUCAAAUACAUCAUCAGAACCAGAUCUAUUAUUAAAGACUAGCAUUAUAACAAUAUGCUUGUUGGAGUAUUGUAGUGUACCAUUAGCCUGAUUGUCGUACUUCCAAUUUUUCAGAUAAAUCGGAUUAAUUAAAUAA
This is a messenger RNA of Gadus macrocephalus (Pacific cod), 2958 nucleotides long. RefSeq names its product MAGUK p55 subfamily member 7-like. The transcript has 20 exons. Lineage: Eukaryota; Metazoa; Chordata; Actinopteri; Gadiformes; Gadidae. Gene Ontology annotation, biological process: protein localization to adherens junction. Bases 326 to 2167 code for a protein of 613 amino acids. Gene Ontology annotation, molecular function: protein binding. Gene Ontology annotation, cellular component: plasma membrane; cell-cell junction. The record is from RefSeq and is a predicted model, not a curated record.